AUGCUGGAUGUGCACGACGAAGUCCGAGUCUGGUCGAACGCGGGCCUUUCGUAUUUUGUGCUGCAGUACGCCAACCAGUACCAAAUUGGUCUGCAAGAAGACAUUCAGAUCCAGAAUGCUCUGGGCUACGUCUGGCCGCAUCGCCUCAAGAGCGUUGCGAGUAUUCAUCGUGGCACGCUCUGGACGUGCGACUACAUGUUUCCGUCGCUCCAGACCAAUUUAAACGUCCCCGGCGGUAACCAAAGCCUCGUUCAAAACGCCAGCACCUUCUUUGGUCUCGCCAACACCAACUUAAUGGAGAACAGUGCCGUCGCGUACCCGCUCCCACCGUCCUUUCAAGCCGUGCACAAUCAGAUCGGUCCCAUGGCCACUAUCGAUGUGCUCUGGGUACCGAUCCCAUCCGAACUUUACACCACAGUCCAGGUCUUUCGGUCACUUUUGUUGGCGCAUCUCGCGUCCGACAUAGCUUUGGCGCCGGCGCUCGAUGCAAUCGGCACGGUGGAGCUUCAUCCGACGCCGCUCAAGUGGCAAGAUCCGGCACUCCUCUUCUACGGCGGCAACCCCACGUGUGGCUUUGGUGUCGGCCUCACUUUCGUCCAAGAGUCGUUUGGCUUUGACGAUUCGUGUGGCACGCAAAAGGCGCUGGCGUACACUUUGUCGCCGCUCGCUAGUCUCUUUGCCUGGACGAUGCUCAGUGACGCCAACGCCACCGCUUCCAUCUGCGCGCUUCUGCCUGCCGCCGAGAUACAUGGUUGCGUCACGGCACUGCACACUCUCAAGGCCACCGCAACGCUUGUGCCAUCUCUCUCAGAGCUUCGUUUACCGACGUCGUCGCUUCCGCCACUGCAGCUCAUGCAGUUUGUCGGCCGCAAUGCGUCGCCUGUGAUUGAGACGCAGCGUCUGCUUGAUUCUUCAUUUGCUUUCUUUGGCUGGGUGAGCGUCUACGAGUGGGCGAUGAACACCCGCGAGGUCGUCUCAUUCGAAGGUGACUAUGGCCGAUUCGUACUCAUGUCAUCGAGGAUGCCACCGAUGCCACUGGCGCCAUACGUCAUCAGCUCCAGCUUUGGCAUCUACUUUUGGUACUCUUCUGUGCUCGUGAGUCUCACGCUGCUCGGUCUGGCGAUUCUCGUUAUUGGUCUCUGGCUCUACCACCGACCAAUGCACUCACCUUGGUUCAAGUUUCAGCGCAUCACGAGCGCUACGUGGCUAAACAGGACGUUGUUGACGGUUCGCGGUCUCUCGGCGAUCGUGUGCUUGGCGUCGGCGAGCGUGCAGCCAAUGGCGAAUGCAACUGCCACGUGGAUCACCUACGUCGUACACGAGAUGCUGCACCCUCUCACGGGCGCUUUGACAGCCACGUACGCGCCGUGGAGCUCUGGCGUGGCGUGGUUGGUGCUAGCGCUUCUGGACGUCGCAGCGCCCGUUGAGAUGGCCACGACGCUCCAUCGUGCGUGCUUUUCGCAAAACAUGGACCAAAUGCUUUACUGCAACAGCGGCAGCAUCCAAAUUGGACAUGUCCAGCGCACUCUAUUGCAGAUAGCUGUGCUCGUCGGGUCCCUUGUCGUCACCUACAGCGUCGCUCGUGUGUACGCUCAGUAUCGGAAUUCCGUCGUCGUCAUCGACGCGCACAUUCCAUCGUUCGUCCUUCCGUCGGCUGCGACGGCGUUUCUGGACCACAACGAGACGCUGCACGGUCGCAUCGCGUCCCUUAACAUUGUGUCGGCGGCCAUGUGCGGCAUCUUGUCCAUUCCUCGCUAUGGCCUCUUUGAUACCAAGCUCUGGCUGCCACUGCCCGCCGACAGAUUUGUCAUGGAGCGUCACCAAAUACGCUUGGUGCAUGCCGGCCCGUCGUCCGCCCUUCCCGUCUUUGCUCGGACCGACUCCGAUUAUGAGCCUAUUGUGCGAAGUCGACAACGUGUGGCCAGGCUGGUGCUACUAGGGGGUGUCCUGUAUACGAUCUUCAGCCUCGCUUCCAACGUCGCCUUCCUCACGGUCGCGCAGACGUUUUUGGCCAACGACUUUGGCUGGGCGGGCUUCAACAGCACCGGCAUGCACGCCUUCUUGGCCAAUGCCUUCAACCAGCAGCUCCUCAUCUCAACCAACACGACGCUCGACUUGACCAGCACCGCGCUUGCCGACAUCUCGCAGCUCUACAACGGCUCGGUGGCUUCUAUUGCCUGGAGUGCACAUGCCCCCCGGCGCCAGCUCAUGGACGCCAGCGUGCCUCUGACUCGUUUUGUGCAAGGCCUUCGAGACAUGAACCCGUGCAUGCUGCCGUGGAUGCUUACGCAGUACUGCUGGCUCGACUUGGAUCGGCAUUGGGCCAUGGCUAGCACCACAAGGCGCCAAGCGCGAUGUGUUGCCUCACAGAUGGACAAUGGCGCCGUGUACUUGGAGAUUCCUCUUCGUAACAUUCGCGACUGGACUGCGUGGGACCGCUGCUGGGGCUCGUCGUUUGAGAUUGGUUUUGUUGCGCACCUUCAGACCUCGCAACGUGGUCAGCAGUGGCUCACGAAUCUCAAACUCAACACCAAUUCGGUCAAUGACGAAGUGGCUCUCUGGCGUCGCUACAACCUUACUCGAUUCCAGCUGCAGUGGCAAAACUACAAGACGAUUGGCAUGAUCGACACCUUCUCAAUCACAUCUGCGCUAGGCUACACGUCGUCGCUGACGCUGAGUCGGUCGGAUGCCAGCUUUCAUCUUCUGCAGCAGACAUCCCACCGAAUGUACUGGGCGUUCGCGAGCGAUCUCUGGGCCAUUGCUACCAACACGUCAUUGAUUGGAGGCUACAGUCUUCUCGCAUCGAGUCCUCGCUUUGCGUUUACGAAUGCCUCGAGUCAAGACGUCUUGUUCCAAAACCUAACCCUUCUCCAGCCAUUGACACCUGGUUUGAUCGUGCUACAGGCGACGAUCGGGCCGUUUGGUGCGGUUGAUAUGCACUAUAUCUCGUGUCCACUCGCGGGGCUUCAGCUCUACAACAACUUUCAUCAAGCGCUCAACACCCUCCUCGUCACUGACGCGCUCGCGCAGACAAGUUACUUUGCUCUCCCUGCCAAGCCCCGCGUCUGUUCGCUGCCACCGUUCUUAAACAACGAUCUCUCGCUCAUGGCGAACGGCGGCAACCUCAUGUGCGGCAACGACGUUCCGCAAGAGCCAGCAUUCUACGGCCGCCUGAGCAACUUUGGCGCGUCCAGUGCGUGUCACGCUCUCUUCUUGGACACGAUGGUACCCUCCCGCGCCGAGCUCAUUUUUGCGUUUCUCAGUCUACGCGCGAGCACUGGCAUCGUACCAGAUGCCAGUGCGCUCUGCGCCAUUGAUCCGUGCUCGGGUCUCUCCCCCUUGUGUCCCAUCGGCUUUACUCGGACCAUGCGCUUUCUCGCCGACUAUGCAGCGACGUUCGAUGCAUUACAAGCCGUCGCCACCGAAGCACAUGACGUCCUUUAUGCUCUCAACAUUCAAACGAUUCAGUACUACACGGCAACGUUUGACGACGCAGACACGCUGCUGUACCAGAUCAACUUGCUCGAGCCGAAUGAGCCUCUCUGGGCGUUCUACGGCUGGUGCCACGUCUUCGAGUGGCUGGACGGUCGGCGUGAAGUCGUCUUGUUUCAAGGCGACGCGGGUGCGAUUGCAUCCAUUUCAUCGGGUGCGAUGCUCAUCCGGGGGAGCCCCGACCCGAACGAGAUUCCAGUCAGCUUUGCCACUUUUCUCCUCGGCUGCACCAUUUACAUGACGGGGCUGCUCAUCUCGAUCGCGGGACUCGUGACGCUCUACAGCGUUGGUCAACGAGGACACCUGGAGGGCAACAACUUGUACGAAAUCAACCGCAUCGUGGGGCACGUCUGGGCCGGUCGCUCGUUCCUCCUCCUGCGAAGCAUCACGGCAAUUUGGAUGCUCAACACAUCGCCGCUGCGGCUACAACAAGUGGGCCAAGUCACGCUCAUGCGCUCGCCACCACUUCCUUGGUACCAGACGAUCCUUGCGGCCGGGGAAAGCACGUGGCUCGUCUACGCACUGAACGACCUUGGCAGCUGCGUCACGCUCGAGUACACGACGACCUAUGCCUACAAGAGCUCGCUUUUGACGUACGCGGUGGUGUCGAUUUGGACACUCGUGGCACCCGUCUCGUACACGGCCGCCUUGGACCGAAGCUGCACCUACGUUGACAUGGAUGCGGGGCUGGUGUGUACCAGCGCCGCCAUUCACAUUGGGUCCCCGCGCGGCGUUCUCAGUGUCGUGUUCAUUGCGUGUGCUUGCGUCGCGCUGUGCUAUCGACUCGAGCGCACGCUGCAGCCGCACCUUGCACGGCGAAACGUGCACUCGCUCGUCCUGAACUCGCAGAGCUUGUACAUGCUUGACUGGUCGCACUGGACGUACCACGGCGACGUCUAUUUGGACAAGACGUCUGCCGUUCUCGCCGGGCUACUGAGUGUCGAGUAUGAUGACACCUUGUACAUCCUCGACAUCAAGACGUGGCGCGUCAUUGCGGUACCCACAAAUUUGACCAAACCGAUCACUCUACAGCGCUUUGCACGGGCCAUUCCCAUUAGCCACCUCUAG
This is a messenger RNA of Saprolegnia parasitica CBS 223.65, 4560 nucleotides long. RefSeq lists its product as hypothetical. The transcript is spliced from 2 exons. Bases 1 to 4560 code for a protein of 1519 amino acids. The record is from RefSeq and is a predicted model, not a curated record. NCBI's taxonomy places the organism in Eukaryota, Oomycota, Saprolegniomycetes, Saprolegniales, Saprolegniaceae.